Molecule: messenger RNA, 2280 nt
Organism: Raphanus sativus (radish)
Lineage: Eukaryota; Viridiplantae; Streptophyta; Magnoliopsida; Brassicales; Brassicaceae
Product: protein LYK5
Exons: 1
Coding region: 80-2092 (670 amino acids)
Biological process (GO): protein phosphorylation
Molecular function (GO): protein kinase activity; ATP binding
Source: RefSeq, a predicted model, not a curated record
UCCUCCUCUCUGUUUAAAUCAGGAGAGAGAUACCUCAAAAGCAAAAAACCCUUCAAUCAAAAACAAACAACCUAACCACAUGGCUGCGCGUACACUCCACGCGCUAUCCACCUCCCCCUUGUUUCUCCCUCUUCUUCUUCUUCUUCUCUCCGCCGCGUCUUCCCCGACCAAGGCUCAGCAACCGUACGUCAACAACCACCAGCUAGACUGCGAGAACCGAAACUUCGACAACAUAACCAACGGCUUCACCUGCAACGGCCCACCCUCGUGCCGCUCCUACCUCACUUUCUGGUCUCAACCACCGUACAACACCCCCAGCUCCAUCGCCGGACUCCUCAACGCCUCCGCCGCCGAGAUCCGGACCAUCAACAACCUCACCUCCCUAACCACCACCAUCCCCACCCGUGAUCUCGUCGUCGUCCCCGUCACCUGCUCCUGCUCCGGCAACGGUGGCCUCUACCAGCACAACGCCACCUACAGACUCUCCGGCCGAACCGUUGAAACUUACUUCUCCGUGGCCAACGACACCUACCAAGCUCUCUCCACGUGUCAAGCCAUGAUGUCCCAGAACCCUUACGGCGAGAGGAACCUGACCGCCGGGUUAGACCUCCUCGUCCCUCUCCGCUGCGCCUGCCCCACGCAGAACCAAACCGCCGCGGGGUUCAGAUACCUCCUGACUUACUUAGUCAAGCAGGGAGACAGCGUCUCCGCCAUCGCCGAGAUGUUCAGAAGCUCGACGGCCGCCGUGAGCUCCGGCAACGAGCUCGCGUCGGACGACUACAUCUUCUUCUUCACUCCGCUUCUCGUUCCUCUCAGGACGGAACCUACGAGAAUCGUGGUAUCUCCGUCGCCUACGCCGCCGGUUGCUACUCCGCCGCAGUCUCCUCCGGUGAGUCCUCCGGGGUCGUCCUCUUCUUCUCGCAAAUGGAUUUACAUCGGAGUUGGAAUCGGAGCCGGUUUGCUUCUCUUGAUCUUAAUCUUAUCUCUUUACUUCUGUCUCUACAAACGAAGAUCCAAAACGGCGUCGUCUACUGAACAGAACAAGUUCACCGAUUCAUCGACCAAACAGUCUCUUCCGACAACGUCAACAACAAACCAAUGGUCAAUCGAUCUAUCGAAAUCUUCAGACACAACAUCUGGUCUCAGAUCAGCUAUAGAGUCUUUAACUCUCUACAGGUUCCACGAGCUUCAAUCCGCGACUUCCAACUUCAGCGACGAGAACAAGAUCAAAGGCUCGGUGUAUCGCGCGACGAUCAACGGAGACGACGCGGCGGUGAAGGUGAUCAAAGGAGACGUCUCUUCCUCCGAGAUCAGUCUCUUGAAGAAGCUUAACCACUCCAACAUCAUCCGUCUAUCUGGCUUCUGCAUCCGCGAAGGAACCUCGUACCUCGUCUACGAGUACACCGAGAACGGUUCGGUUAGCGAUUGGCUUCAUCACUCGUCGAACAAGAAGAAGACUCUUACGUGGAGACAGAGAGUUGAGAUAUGUCGGGACGUAGCUGAGGCGUUGGACUACUUGCACAACUACGUGACGCCGCCUCAUAUUCACAAGAACUUGGAAUCAACCAACGUGCUUCUCGAUGCUAACUUCAGAGCCAAGGUUUCGAAUUUCGGUGUGGCUAGGAUUCUCGAUGAAGGUGACGUUGAUCUUCAGUUGACAAGACAUGUUGAAGGAGCGCAAGGCUACUUAGCUCCGGAGUACGUCGAGAACGGAGUCAUAACUCCGAAGCUAGACGUGUUUGCUUUUGGAGUCGUGGUUCUUGAGCUUCUUUCGGGGAAAGAAGCGGUGACGGUGGAUAAGGAGAAGAAGGAAGAGAUGUUGUUGUGUAGAGAGAUAAACAAUGUGCUUGGAGGAGAGAAUGUGAGAGAGAAGCUGAAGGAGUUUAUGGAUUCGUCUCUAGGGGAUGAUGAGUAUCCUUUGGAGCUGGCUUUCACCAUGGCUCAGCUUGCUAAGAGCUGUGUCGCACCUGAUAUUAACUCGCGACCGUCUAUUGCUCAGGUUCUAACCACGCUCUUGAUGAUCGUCUCGUCCUCCAUUGAUUGGGAGCCUUCACAUGACCUUCUUCAUGAUUCGGGAUCUCUUGGCAACUAGUCCCACUAGUUAUUCUAUUUUCUCUUCUCUUUUUGUUUGUCAAUAAUUGAGUAUUUAGAUUUUAGAUUUUGUGUAAUAUAUAAGAUAACGACGGACCAUAUGGCUAUUAAAUCUACGGUAACAGAACAAAAUAAGCACCACAGUGUACAACAAAAUGUCGUAGAUUCAUGAUAAUUUAAUUAUAUUGA